This is a messenger RNA of Penicillium malachiteum, 1974 nucleotides long. RefSeq lists its product as uncharacterized. The record is from RefSeq and is a predicted model, not a curated record. NCBI's taxonomy places the organism in Eukaryota, Fungi, Ascomycota, Eurotiomycetes, Eurotiales, Aspergillaceae. The transcript is spliced from 4 exons. The coding region runs from base 1 to 1974 and encodes 657 amino acids.
AUGUUGUUUCUAGGCGCUUUAUUAUUAUCAUCAUGCCUGCAGACGGUAGGCGCAGCGCGACAGGAUGAAGAUUUAAUGUCAUUCGUCACGCUCCCCGAAGUCCGAGCCUUAAAAUGGGAAGUCACUCAUCAUGAUCGGGAACGUCAAGCUCCGGGUUAUUGGUUUGUCGCGCCCUAUGGUCAAAUCUCUCCGGAGACGCCUACCCAUAAGUACCAACAGUACCAAGUUGGACCGUAUAUCUACGAUAACGAUGGUGUCCUUGUUUGGGCAGGUCCAGCCCUGUUCGAUAACCGCAAUACCUUCGACUUUCGAGCGAACUUGAACAUGGACGGCGAGCCACGACUCUCAUUUAUCGUGGCAUGGGAUAUCGAAAACGGAGCCGAUCGAGGAAACGGAGUCAUCCUCGAUAACCACUACCAGGUCGAGCGCGAGGUCCUCCCCUUGGUGGAUGUCCACGACUUCAACAUGCACGAGUUCAACAUUAUGGAUGGCGGCAAGACGGUUUUGGCCUGCGUCUAUCGCCCCACGGAAAUCAGCCUCGAAGAAUUUGGCCGCCCCGAGGAGAAGAGCUGGGUCGUAUCUGGUGGUUUUGCGGAGUUCAACAUUGAGACCAAUGAGCUUCUGACCCAGUGGAACAGUCUCGACCAUCUUUCCCUCACGGAGUCCAAUAUGUUCCAUGCCUGGGAUGUACCUCAAGGAGCGCCAGGCUGGGACUACGUCCACGCCAAUGCGGUGGAUAAGAACGAGGCUGGGGACUACAUCAUCUCGAUGCGAUUCACCAACACUAUCUACGGUGUUUCUGGUGCUGAUGGAAGUAUCAUGUGGCGACUGGGUGGAUUGGAGAGUGAUUUCACCCAGGACUUUACCUUCUCGAAGCAGCAUGAUGUGAAAUUCGUCUCUUCUAACGGUACCCACCAUGUGAUUUCUUUCCUGAACAACGCAUCCGAUGAACGUGGUAACGACGAGAAUCUGUCCUCGGUUCUCUUUGUUGAGCUUGAUACCGUGGCCAUGAAUGCUCAUGUUCUUCAGCGUAUUAACCGUCCCGAUGGGGAUUUGACUCGCCUGCGUGGAAGUGCUGAGACCCUUCCCAAUGGUAACGUUUUCAUCGGCUGGAGUGAACGCGGUUACCAGUCCGAACAUGCUCCCAACGGGGAUUUGUUGAUGACCGCUCGCUUUGCUUCGUCUCGGUACUCCACCUACCGUGCGUACAAGUCCGAGUUUAUCGGCCGUCCUCUCACCCCACCCGACCUGGUGGCUUCUGUCUACGGAACCAGCAACUCCGAUAUGAGCACCAUCAUGCACGUUAGCUGGAACGGUGCUACCGACGUUGCUGGCUGGAACUUCUACGCCCAGGCCUACGACCGUGGUGAGCCAGUUUUCAUUGGACACGCCAACAAGACCGACUUUGAGACCCUAUAUGUUGUUGACGGUUACAUGGACUGGAUCACUGCUGAGGCAGUCGACCUGAAAUUCCGAGCAACUGGCACGCGGCCGGCUUCCUGGGAAGCAAUAGCCCCUCCCCCCGAUGACCCAUCUCUCGUUUCGUCCGCCUACGAGAACUCCAAGUCUUCCUCUUCGCAGUCUUCAAGUGAUUCCUCCACUGCACCCUCCACUGACCAAGUUGUGGAGGAUAACACCGACGCUGCCGAGAAUACCGACACAAGCGACAGCACUGACAGCACUGACAGCACUGCCAGCAGUGAUGGAAUGGAUGGCAUGGAUAUGGGCGAUGACAGCGAUUCCUCUCUCGCUGACGCCAAGGAGGUUGCCAAGGCCGUCUCCAAGGCCUACGAGGUGAUUCGUGGCGUUGGUGGUCUGCUGCUCUUCAUCCUGAUCUCCUGCUCUGUCGGUGGUGUCUUGUUCGCUGUUUACCGCGUGGUCAGGCGCCGCAAGACACGUUCCUACCAGCACGUCUCCUCGAUCGAUGAUCUUCCCACAGAACAGAUCCACCUGCGUUCCCAGGGCCCUGAGUAA